AAAGUUUACUGUGAGAUUUUUGUGUCGCACACACAACAUAACAAUAAAAGCAUAGUCCAACACGCAGUGUACUGUUGGAAAACGGUUUAAGAUUGAGGUGAAGCUAAGCAUUUGAGGUUAUGUUGACAAGUGUGUUGUAGCUUGUGAGCUUUCGUUUACCAAUUAAUUCUUAUUUUAUUUCGUUAAAUAUUCAAUGUGGAUGAAAUUAGAGUGUUUCACUGACAUACUUACUGAAAUUAACUAUGAAUGUAACUUUAGCUUACUUAAUUUGUGUUUAGUGAAAUUAUUAUACCUGACUCGAAUGUUAUUGUGAACGGUUAAAUUUGGCGUAAUAGUGAAGUGAUUCAUUCAAAAUUUUUCCCUCAAAAAAAGUUUUGGGUGUGCCUACUAUGGCAAGCCGGGUGGCGGGCGCGUGCUGCGCCGCGUCUGUUGAGCGGGCCGGCUUGCCCGGGUUACUACGUGAUUUGCAAAGAUUAUCCGAAGACCAUGACUCGGCCGAUAUUGUUUUUAUAUUGGGCACAGCAGAGGAAAAAAUCUACGCACAUAAAAUAAUUAUGGUUGCCAGGUGCAAGAGUUUUCAAAACACAAAACGUGGGGAAGUUUGCCGCAUUCCCGGGUGUACAGUUACGCCAUCUGUUGGAGUACAACCUACACCAAUACGUAUGCCACACGUCCAGCCAGAGACAUUUCGAUUAUUUAUACAGUACGUUUAUACCGGAAAGUUACUGCUACAAGACUCAGGAGUAUUUGAGAUGAUGACAUUAGCGGCUGAUUUAGGAGUUGAAGAUUUGCGUGCUGCUUGUGAAGACCAUGUUACUUCAACAUUGAGCGUAGAAAGCGCGUGUACCUUACUAGCCGCUGCUAUGGAAAUUCAAGAUCGUCCAGGUGGCAAAAGCGCGUCAUCAUUCAUGGAGAGAUGUAUCGCCUUCAUCGGGGACAACGCUGCUGACUGCGUUAAAACGAACGCCUUCCUGAACCUGCCCAAGGAGGCGCUCAUUAAACUUAUAUCAUCAGAUUUUCUGUGCCUGGAGGAGGAGGAGGUGUGGCGCUGCACGCUGGCGUGGGCCAAGCAGCGCGCGGGCGUGACGCAGCCCACGGCGCACUGGGCCGAGGAGGAGCGCGCGCGCGUGCUGCAGCACCUGGCGCCGCUCAUGGCGCACGUGCGCCUGCUGCUCAUCGAUAGUGCAGUGUUCGCGGAGGAGGUGGAGCCGACAGGCGCGGUGCCGAUGGAGCUGUCGCUGGAGCGCUACCGCCGCGCCGCGCUGCUGGCCGCGCCGCGCCCCGCGCCCGACCGCCGCGACCGACCGCGAUUGGCGGUGAACAUGUUUUCUGGAAGUCUGAUUUUGCAACAAGACAAAAGCGCAUUUCAAGCUGUCAUUAACAACUGGUGCGGCGGGCCGCCGCCGGCGUGGCGGCUGCUGUUCCGGGCGUCGUCGCACGGCUACUCGGCGCAGGCCUUCCACGCGCACUGCGACGGACACGCGCCCGUGCUGCUGCUCGCCCAGCUGGCGCGUGGCGAGGUGAUCGGCGGGUUCAGCGAGGUGGCGUGGGCGGCGGGCGGCGCCGGCGGCUACGUGCCCGCCGAGCGCGCCUUCCUGUUCGCGCUGCCCGCGCCGACCGCGCCGACCGCGCCGACUACGCCGACUACGCCGACCGCCGCCGCCGCCGCGCCGCAGCGGUUCCCGCUCGUCAAGAAGGCGUUCGCGCUCUGCUACCAUCCAGAUUGUGGUCCGAUCUUCGGCGCGGGCGCAGACCUGCUGAUAGCGAGCAACUGCAACACGAACACCGAGAGCUACAGCAACCUGCACUCGUACGGCGACCCGGCGUUGCCCGCGCCCGCCGCCUCCCCCACGCUCGUCGCCGACUACAACUUCACCGUCAGGGACUACGAGAUAUUUACAUACAAACACAAUUAAUUAUAUAUAUAUAUAUAUAUAUAUAUAUAUAUAUAUAUAUAUAUAUAUAUAUAUAUAUAUAUAUAUAUAUGUGUGUGUGUGUGUGUGUGUGUGUGUGUGUAUACAGUAUCAUUAUUAUGGGAGAAAAUUAUAAAAAAAAAUGCACCAACGUAAAUGGCUGGGCAUAAGUUCAAACAAUACAAUAUUCUAAAACUGUUCUAAUUAAAAACUCUUUAAGCAUAACCUGAAAUUAAAAUCAAUAAAGUCAUAAUUAGAUUUUUCUGUAUUAAAAAGAUCGCAAUUUGAAAAUAAUUUGCAAAGAAUAAACCAUUUUUAGUAACAGUUUUUUUUUUAAUUU
Messenger RNA from Galleria mellonella (greater wax moth), 2253 nucleotides. Its product is annotated as BTB/POZ domain-containing protein 19. Lineage: Eukaryota; Metazoa; Arthropoda; Insecta; Lepidoptera; Pyralidae. The transcript is spliced from 10 exons. The record is from RefSeq and is a predicted model, not a curated record. Gene Ontology annotation, molecular function: protein binding. The coding region runs from base 390 to 1916 and encodes 508 amino acids.